Molecule: messenger RNA, 4462 nt
Organism: Plutella xylostella (diamondback moth)
Lineage: Eukaryota; Metazoa; Arthropoda; Insecta; Lepidoptera; Plutellidae
Gene: Sas-4
Product: spindle assembly abnormal 4
Biological process (GO): cilium assembly; centriole elongation
Cellular component (GO): centrosome; centriole
Molecular function (GO): tubulin binding
Source: RefSeq, a predicted model, not a curated record
CAAGUAAAACUUGCGAAUUUUGUGAGUGUGAUAUCAAAAAACGGCGGUUUGAUCUGAAGUGAGUCACUCCCAGUGACUUCAGAGUCAAUUCUGGCAGAAAUGGCUCCUCCGGACAGAGAGCAUACCAGAUAAUAUUAUUAUUAUUAUAGUGUUGGAGCCUUCUCGGAGCACAUCUGAAACUUUUCUCAAACAUGUCUCUACCGAGUGUUCCCAAUCCGAGUGAAGAGGGAAUCACCUCUCCUCCUCCAAAUAAGCGUAGGAAGGUACCCAUCACUGCGCCACUUGUGUUAGAAGGUGAGACUUUAGGGAAAAGACAUAAGCAUUUUAACAAAUUUGUUAAUGACGCAAUCAAAAGCAAACUUUCGUUUGAACGCAUUAAAACCCUUGAGGAAAAGUCUGAUGUAGACAGACUGUUCAAAAUAGCUGUUGCCAGCAGCAGUACAAAUGUUGAGUACAUCCUGGAGACACUACAAUGUGAAGACAUGCUAUAUGUCUCUCGAGCCAUCAAGAAGAGCACUUGGCUGGUUACCGAACAACAGUAUGCUCACAUUGUCAACCCACAGUACCUCAAUGAAACUCUGUUCCCACUCAUGAUGGCUAAAGCUGUCUCGAAAUUUCUGCUCUUCAUUAGAUUGAACUUAAAAGAGGAAGCAAGAGCCCAAGAAUUCUACAAUUACUAUAAAUCUACUGCUCUAAAAAGUGCAGUAAAAUGGCUACCAAACUGUUCUCCGGAUUUCAUUGAUAAAGCCGUGGAGAAUUAUUGUAAUGUGUUGGAAAUAGACCUGUUUAAGCGACUUUGCGAAAGAUCAAUAAAUGUGCUUGUACUCUUUGUCAAGAAGCAUCAUAACUACUACAAAAAAAACGAGUACAUUAAGAGUGUAAUGUGUUUAAUGAACACAAAUACAGAACAAUAUUUGGAUAUUGUAGAAACAGGUGAUGAGUAUAGCCGUCGUAUGCCAAAGUUCGGACCAAAGUAUACUGAAAUUAUUAUGAAAAAGUGUCCACAACGAAUUACUCAAAACUUUGAAAUGUAUGCCACUUCCAUUCACGUCCCUACUUUUGUGAAAUACUAUGGUAAAGAUAAAAUUAAAGAGUUUUUGCUAGAGCAAUUUAAAAAUGAUAAGAUGAAAAAUGGUUCGUGGUUCCGCUACGAGAACAGUAAAGAAUACAUUAAACUGAUGCCCAAAGAAGGCAAAUUCGAAUUCCUGAAGAAAGUCUUCAUUGAUAAGAAAGAAAAUGAUGAUGAAACGGGAGGUUCUCGGGUAGGUGUGGCUGACGCAAUGAGGAAUAUUUAUGUGCCGUGUUCGCCCACGGUGGCGAUGGCGUAUAAAUCAGCCUCAUUUGCAAAAGCUUCUUCUAAAUCCGUGUACCAGUGGUAUGUGCAUGCACCUUUCUACGUGGCUUUGCCAGAACUAAAAAAGUUGAUUCGAACAGAAUCUUUGCCUCACGAGAGAUUGGCAAUAAUGGCGGUCCUAUUGCGUUGUGCUGGAGAAAACAUGAAGCACAUACAAACGGUGCUGCAGUACUACCACGACAGGCACAUCAACGAGCCAUUCAAGUUCAAGGUUCAGUUCGUGAACCAGGUGCUCUCCGCGACGGACGCGCACCGCUACGACGCCCAGUGCUGGCGGCUGCUCGACGAGCUGUUCCACAGCAUGGACGUCUACGUCGAGUCCGAAAACAACGUCCAAGAAUGCAUCCAAGCCAUCAUUCUCUACAAAAUAUUGCGCAAACAACAGAUACCCGAUAUCAUUGAAACCAAAUUUGAGUUUACCACCUUCAAGAAAAGCAUUGGCAAAUUAAAUGACGAAGAAAAGGAAGACCUGUUCAAAUAUCUCUAUAAUUUCAUAGAAAAGAAAAUUAAUAAACAGGACAUUGAUGAUCACGAUGGAUUCAGUGGGACUGUGACUCAUAUUUCGGAACUCAUUGAUUUACUGGUUGAUUGGAAAAAAAGCCUUCCAGAGUAUCCGUUACUUCUGAACAAAAUCAAAGCCUUGAUUAAACUUGAAAAAGAACAAACCAAGAGGGGUUAUUCUCUUGUAACCCUGACAAAUAUCUUCUCCGAAAAGAAGACUUUACGGAGACACCUUUUCGAAGAAUCGUUACUGCUGUCGCCUACCGAGGGAGCCUGCAUAAAUGCACUUAAACACGACCCUGAGUUGUUAAAUCGAUAUGCAACAGUAGUAAACGCGCUGCGCUAUGACGAUAACAUCACCAUGACUCGUAUACUCAGAAAGUUAAAAGUCUAUUUUUCAGACUCUCUGGCCAACGAAUGGGCAGCGGCCUAUCGCAACAAGCUGACAGAGGCCACCCCAGUGGGACACAAGGCAGUCACGCGUGGUUUAUGCAUGUUGCUGCCGCAAGACGAUUUCAUAAGUCUAGUGAAAAGCUACGCUCCGGAAAAUCUGAAAAUAAACUGGAGCGAAACUGAUAAGCAGUGGCUCAGCCUACAGAAGAAUAUAGCUAUGAGCAUGCACAUCGCUCGGCCACAGAUAUCUCCGGAUGUGGUACUUCUGUACGCGAAGGGAGACUUCUUGCAGUACGCUCUGCCGUCGCUCAACGCCGUCUUCUACAACAUCAGCUCGGCGCGCAGCCGCGACCACAUCCCCAAACUCAUCCAAGCUCCCGUAUCCAUUCAGAAGCACGGGAUACGCCUGGCCUUCAAAAAGUUAAAGUUAAACGAGAUAAGAGAACUCUUCUCCAACAUUUGGAAGUCCACCAAAAAUGCAUCGAUUAGAUGUGUUAUAUUUGUACUGACGCACAAGCUGUUGAGCAAGGAAAAAAGUGAAGCUAAAAUUGAAGGUCUCUGGCAGUUAUUGGAAGUCUUUAUAGACAACCUGUCAGAAGAUGAGAACAAGAAUAUUUACAAUUUGCUUGGCGAUUUGGACAACGUUCCGGAUGUAAUAAAAGUGAGAUACUGUAUUAAAAGUUACAAGUUUUUAAAAUCUCUGCCGGGCAAGGCAGAUUUUGGAGAACUGAUCAAGGCCCUGGAAGAGUCUACGUUCGAUCUCAUGGAUACAAUCGAUCCAGAUUUUGUGAAGGGUAUUCUGUUAGAAAACAUUGAUGAAGUUCUCGGUAAAAAUAAACUCUAUACAAAAUACACUGACUUGCAGAAAGUUAUAUCCGCAUACCUUACAUGUGCUAAAACCGAAGAAAUUCAGAUGGAACGCUUCAACACUAUUUUGGUUCCAAUAAUGAACCACGGAUUCAGAAGAUGGACUGAGAUUCACAACAAACAUUUCACAGUGAGAAACUAUGUCCUCGCCAUAUUGAAGGCGAUUUCAUACAAAGUGCAAGAAAAUGGUCUGAAAAAAGGCAUAAUAAUACCAGUAAAACUUUUCUAUAACAUUUAUUUGAAACUAAAAGAACACCUGCCGGUUGCUGAAAACUAUGUUCUAUUGAGUAAAUGGGAGAUGUCUGUUCAUUUUCUCGAGUGCUUUUCGUCAGUCAGACCAUCGUUUGAAGUGUCGUCGUGCGACAAGCCGGCUGACGAGGGAGAUGUGACGUACACUAGCCGCCAACGAGUGAGUUGUGAUACUAAUGCCCAAUGGGAAAGAAUUGGCGACCUUUGUGUGUCAGAGUUCGGAAAGAGAUGCCUGGACAAACUGAAAGCCGAAGUGGUGGCUCGCUUCCCCUCAGUAUAUGCGCCCUUCAGUACGGCAUUGUCGAACGUCUUAGAAGAGAUGGGUGCAUCUACUAUGUUCUCUUUGUCGGUGUUCAAUAUCUUGCUGAGCGACACAUCGUUUGUUCCGGGGUAUCUCGCUGUGAUUCAGCUACUGCCGAAACACCGCCCGUACUAUGGUGAAAAAGAAGAUCAGGACAUCCAAGAGAAGAGGAAGGGUAUCACAAGAAUGAUUGCAUCAAGUAACUUAGAAGAAGUAAAGAUACAUUAUUACCAAGAGUACAGUGAAUAUGCUGAAGUUGAAUGUUAAGGGCCAGAUAGACGUAUCACUAUGUAGGUACGCGUACUUAAAGCUCGACGAACUUUUUUGUGAAGUACUUACUCGAAAAUUAAGUUGAUAAACCAUGUGAAAAUGUUCGUGGAGCUAACUCUGUCCAUUAUACCUAUUAUUGGUUUUUAGACAUUCGAAAUCGCAUACAAAUUUGACGACUGCAAAGGAAAAAAUCAACUUUACUUACAAAACAUAAGGAGACGUCAAAAAUACAAUAACAUAGUGGAAGCUCUAUAGUCCAAGGGUUUCUGUAUAAUUAUUUACGGCCUUACUCACCUAUAGGUAGGUAGUAGGUACCUACUUAACUAAAAAUAAAAACUUAUACAUAAGCAUAUUAUUAUGUUAUCCUAUAUCAGAUUUUAUAUCCCUAUAUCCUUAUAAAUAAAAUCGUCGCAGCUAUACCUAUGUAUGUAUGUUAGGCCUCGUCGAUGACGCAAGCGGGCGGGUAAUGGCAAUGCUAUUGUUUAUUUACUUCAUUUAUUUAUUUAUCAAAUAUGGAACACCAGCAG